CCAAAUGCCACACCCGAUUCUAUGAGAGAUUUCUUUAUGACGCAGACUUUAGUACAUUUAUCAGAAACAAUUUUAAAACCAAUUUCGCUCACAGAUGAAAUGGACAUUAUGGAAUUACAUUCUUCAGGUCAAAUAGCCUAUUGGAUAAGCUAUUAUUUUACAAAAAGAUAUGGAUCUGACCAGAAUCCAACAGAGGAGAAAAUUAAAGCUAGAAAAUUAUUAAAAGUAGUAGCUGAUAAAAACAUGCCAAAAGCACAGCAUGAAUAUGCAGUUUCAUUUUUAAAGGAUGGAAAUAUAUUACCUGGUAAAAUUUAUUGUAAUAAUAGUAAGAAAUUAUUAAAAAAAGGACAACCAGAUCAGGGUUAUAAAUUAUUGGGAAAAGCCUAUUUGGAAAAAGCAAGCUUACAAGGAAGUAAUGAAGCAAAAAAUUUAUUAUCCAAAAUUAAGGAUUAA
This is a messenger RNA of Dentiscutata heterogama, 453 nucleotides long. NCBI's taxonomy places the organism in Eukaryota, Fungi, Glomeromycota, Glomeromycetes, Diversisporales, Gigasporaceae. The record is from the annotation of a GenBank genome assembly.